Molecule: messenger RNA, 903 nt
Organism: Pistacia vera
Lineage: Eukaryota; Viridiplantae; Streptophyta; Magnoliopsida; Sapindales; Anacardiaceae
Product: probable U6 snRNA-associated Sm-like protein LSm4
Exons: 8
Coding region: 192-644 (150 amino acids)
Biological process (GO): spliceosomal snRNP assembly; P-body assembly; mRNA splicing, via spliceosome
Cellular component (GO): U6 snRNP; P-body; spliceosomal tri-snRNP complex
Molecular function (GO): U6 snRNA binding
Source: RefSeq, a predicted model, not a curated record
AAUAACGCAGCGGGUGUGUUAUUUGGUUGGCUGCGUAGUGAAUGAGUGAACUGCCGUACCGUCUUUAGCAAAAGCCCGCUGGAUCCCAAUUUAAGAAUUAAGAAAGAGAGAGUAGAGGCAUCGAAUCCAAAACAGCUUCACCUUCUCCUCCAUAGGCUACUUUUGUUUGCUGAGUUUUUGCCCUAGACAACAUGCUUCCUCUUUCUCUGCUUAAAACUGCCCAGGGUCAUCCUAUGUUGGUAGAGCUAAAAAACGGCGAGACUUACAAUGGGCAUUUGGUCAAUUGUGAUACUUGGAUGAACAUCCAUCUCCGUGAAGUAAUUUGUACUUCCAAGGAUGGAGAUAGGUUUUGGAGAAUGCCUGAAUGCUACAUCCGCGGUAAUACAAUUAAGUAUCUUCGAGUUCCUGAUGAGGUGAUUGAUAAAGUUCAGGAAGAAACCAAGAGCCGCUCUGAUCGUAAACCACCUGGAGUAGGGCGUGGCAGAGGAAGAGGUAGAGAGGAUGGUCCUGGUGGGAGGCAAACGAAAGGAAUUGGUCGUGGGCUAGAUGAUGGAGGUGCUAAGGGUCCUGGUGGGGGCCGAGGCAGGGGCGGACCUGGUGGAAAGACUGGUGGUAGCAGAGGUGGAGGUCGAGGCCGAGGUUGAUGUGCUUCUGUAAACCUAAGGGGGAGUCUGCCAUUUUUGAAGGCAUUUUUUGGCCCAUUUUCCAUGUGGAACAUUUAUUUAUCCAAAUCUUUGGCCCGUUAAGUUGGAAUGGUUGGUUUCUAAUAACAAAUGUAUGUAGGCUGUAUCAAAGUACUGAAUGAAUUUAGGGUUUUGUAUGAUGGUUAUUUUAGUCAUUUAUGUCUUUUACCGUGUUGAGGUUCAAAAUUAUGAUAGUUGAUUUUUCCAUUUCAUGAUUUUA